Molecule: messenger RNA, 2736 nt
Organism: Pangasianodon hypophthalmus (striped catfish)
Lineage: Eukaryota; Metazoa; Chordata; Actinopteri; Siluriformes; Pangasiidae
Product: meiotic recombination protein REC8 homolog
Exons: 18
Coding region: 117-1910 (597 amino acids)
Biological process (GO): mitotic sister chromatid cohesion; replication-born double-strand break repair via sister chromatid exchange; synaptonemal complex assembly
Cellular component (GO): cohesin complex; synaptonemal complex
Molecular function (GO): protein binding; chromatin binding
Source: RefSeq, a predicted model, not a curated record
GACGCGUUUGGGUCAUUCAACUUUCACUGAAAGUUUAUUCGUAUUAGGAGCGACACAGGGAGAGUUUUUAAUCAUUAUUUUAUUAAACUAAUAUUAAACUAAAUUCAGUUAAAAGAAUGUUUUAUUAUCCUAAUGUACUUAAUCACAGAACUGGAUGCUUCGCAACAAUAUGGCUGGCAGCCACGAAGGCCAGAAAGAUGAACCGGCGAGAUCUGCUCAAGGUUAACAUUCAGAGCACAUGCACUGACAUUAUGAACUACGUGUUGGUGCGAGUGCCUCCUCUGGCUGCAGGUCUGCCUCGGCCUCGCUUCUCCCUCUACCUGUCCUCCCAGCUGCAGUACGGAAUCGUGCUCGUCUUCCACCGCCAGUGCCAGCUGCUGCUAGAGGAGGUCCAGGAGGCCAUUGACAGACUGCACCGUUACCGAAUACAGGUGCAGAUCGACAUGCUGCCUGAGGAGAUCAGACAAACGCAAACACUUCCUGAUGCUCUCACUCUUCUGACUGAGUCGGAGGGGGCGAGAGAUCCAUUCUUCGGAUCAAUGGAGUUUGGUAUGCCCAGUCCAAGUAGCCUCAUACAGCUGGCUCAGGAAAUGGGCGUGGUUUUUCUGGAGAGACCACUGUCUCCACCUUUAGAAGGCAUCACAGCGAGUCAGGAGUCGAUCACGAUGCCCGAACGGGAACCUGUUAUCAUGCGUGAGCCCGAGUUUGAAGGGGCGGAGCUGCAGGAGAUUGACAUGAUUGAAAUGCUGCUGGAGCAAUCGGAUCAGUUCCCCGAGGGUGAGGAGGAGAGAGAACGUGAGGCAGAACAGGCAAGGGAGAGAGAGAGAAGAGAAAGAGAGAGAGAAAGAGAAAGAGAAGAGCUUGUAGAGAGAGAGCGAGAACGAGCAGCAGCAGAAAUAGAGAGGACGAGGGAUCUGACGGUGUCUACCCUCCUCAUGGAGCCGGCUCAACCCACUGAAGUACCAAGCCGAGACAUUGUGUCUGUGCCCGAGGAGGUGGAGCUGCCCGCUGCGAUGCCUGAGCCAGCUGAGAGAGAGAGGACCCCGGAGCCCGUCCCUAUUCCACCGUCCCCGCCUAGCCCAGAGAGGAGGGAGCGGCGGAGAGAGAGUCCCCGCCUGGAGGAGCUCAUCCCAAUCCCAGAGGUUCCUGUGGAGGGACCAAGGAGGAGGAAGAGGCAGCUAGUCUUUAUGGAUGAAGACAUACAGAUAUCCCAGGAAGCACUACAAGCCCAGAUUAAUGUUCCAAGCAUUGAAACCAAAUCUUUAGCGGAUGUUCUGAUCAGAGCACCUUCUCAAGUGAGCGAUCCUAAAGUACUCCUCAGUAACUCCUGCAUGAAACUUCCUGCUGAUAUUCUGGAGUUGUGGAAGCAGGGCGCAGUCAUCCCUCACAUCCCUCCAUCCAAACCCCGCAAGGAGCCUGAAGAGGAGGAUCUGGAGGCCGUACGAGAGAGGGAGAGAGGAAGAGAGGAGCAAGAAGAGGGAGAGAUCAGAGAGAUUCCCACAGAGAUAGUGGAGUCAGGCAUCUCACGAUAUGAUACUCCAGUUUCUUCUCUGGUGUUGGAGGUAACAGACAGAGAAAUCUCGCCCUUGGAGACUCCUGAGACUCGACGGUCUCCUGUUCCCGUGUCUGUGUGCGGUUUGGAGGACAUUCCCGAGGAGAGAGUCCCUGAACUGGAGGAUGUCGUGAUGGAUGUUGAUCCUCUCAGGCGAAUGGCUGCUAUUGGUGAGGAUGAAGCGACGUUUCACUCCCUACUGCCCCCUAGAGUCAAGCGCAGAACCAUCGCUCAGGCUUUCUGGAGGCUGCUGGAGCGGAUCGACACGAAAGAGGUCACGGUGCGACAGGACGAGCCGUACGGUGACAUCAUCAUCUCGGUGAUAAAGCAGCCCCGUGUGAUUGAGACUCUGGCGUGAUUGCUUUUUCAUUUUCAUUCUUUUUUUUUUUUUUUAAUGAGUUGAAACAGUUUGUUAAAGUUCAUGAAGAAUUGUAUUCACAUUUUAAACACUAUGAAGUUGAAUUAUCGACUUUUUAUAUAACGGAACACGUUUUACAUAAUGAAAUGUCGUUAACCCUGAAUGGAUUUAUUUAUUUAUUUAUUGAAAUCGAGUUCUGCUUAAUGAUUGAGUCUCAUCACUUUAAAAAAAUUUUUAUUGAAUGUUGGUUGCUAAAUUUUUGAAAUGUUAUCAUAAUUUGAAUGAUUUAUUAUGAGAUUUGUAUACCGUGUUUUAUUCUGGUUUUUAACAUUUCAUGAAGUUAUUUCACAGGUUAAUAUGAGUCAUGUGCUGUGACGCGCUCGUGUUUUUUAGGUUUAGUUUUAUUAUGAUGUACUGAUGCCUCAUUCAGUGUUAGCUUGGCAUUGCUACGAUUACAUUUGUAUAAAAUACAAUUAGUAACCUUGUCACAUGGUCUGGUUUUGUCAAGGAAUGUGAAGUAAAGAUUGCCGUGUAAAACUACACACUCACAACAUUUCAACAUUAUUUCUGAAAUCGACAUUCUAGUAUUUGUGAAUUAUUUAACAACAUGUGAUUGUUAUUGAUUUAUCAAUAAAAUCUAUUAUAACAGCACAAAUACGGUAAGCUCAAUGUGGGUUAAGAACAUGUCUUUUUUGUUCUGUUGGAAGUAUUAAAUUAUUUAAAACAACUUCAGUUUGUGUGCACUUUAGUUCAUUUUGUGGCUGUGGAGUAUUAAAUAUUUUUAUUGUGGUUGUCCAAAGUUGAGAAAUAAAUCAUAUGAAUAAAA